Molecule: messenger RNA, 7612 nt
Organism: Schistosoma haematobium
Lineage: Eukaryota; Metazoa; Platyhelminthes; Trematoda; Strigeidida; Schistosomatidae
Exons: 27
Coding region: 75-5045 (1656 amino acids)
Biological process (GO): regulation of Rab protein signal transduction; regulation of apoptotic process
Cellular component (GO): cytosol
Molecular function (GO): guanyl-nucleotide exchange factor activity
Source: RefSeq, a predicted model, not a curated record
GUCAUUAGCAAUAUGUGGGCAAUACGGGUGUAGUGGUUUAAGUAGGACAGUCUUCGGAUGUAUUUAGUGCUUCAAUGUCAAAUAUAUGUCCGCGUUUGAUAGACUAUUUUGUACUGGUUGGCUCGCGAUUACCUGGGAACGCAUACUCAGUGCAGUCUCCCGAGAUUCUUUGUCGAUUUCCUCCCACAAACCACAAGGAUUUCCCUCUUCCUACAGAUGUGUCUUUCUUUUGUCAGCCAGAAGGAUGUAUUAAUACUUCCAGCAACACAUUCCCUAUAAAAUCUUUGGAUAAUAACCUUAGCGGUAUAAAAUCAAUGACAUUUUUAUUUUCGCUAACUGAUAAGGAUUCCAGUAAAACACGGUAUGGUAUAUGCACCAACUUCUUCAGACCAGUCAACCUUAGAAGUUUGAGUAAAACUACAUAUCCGAAUGGCAGGGAAGGCACACAUUUUGGCAACGUAUCUGGUAAUGGGCCAGUUUCAUGUUUGAAUGAAAGUAUCCAGGAUAAAUCCUUACCAUCUGGAAAACUAAAAAAUACAAAUAAUGUCUAUAGCUUAACGUCAAUCUGUUUAAUCACUCAUUAUCCUUUUGCUACAACGUUUGCACGGCUUGUGCAAUGUGUACAUGUAAUUUUAAAGAAGCUACACAAACUGUCAAAACCCAGCUGUGUGGAAAGUCCAGAUAUAUGGGAUGUAUUGACAAGUAAUAUUACACUAUCAUGCUCUUAUCCUGUUGUGGAAAGCACACGUCAGUUCCAAUGUUGGAUUCUCCGGCUUCUCAGUGCACCAGCACCAAUUCCUGGCUGUACAUGUGUAUAUCUUUCAGUUCAACCGCAAACCUUAGGUUCACCUUUGUGUUUUGCUCUUCCUGAUCAAUCACGUCUUCCUUUGGUUGAUUUUCCUGUGAAUCUGCCUUUUGAAAUUAUGGGUAUCAGGAAAACUUUUCGUUUAAUUAUGUGUCUUCUAUUGGAACAGAAAGUGGUUUUACAAUCAUCUGAUUAUAACAAGUUAUCCUUAACAAUUUUAUCAUUGGUUGCAUUACUCUAUCCACUUCAAUAUAUGUUCCCAGUCAUUCCUCUUCUACCUGCAUGUAUGCCUGAUGCAGAACAGCUUUUGUUAGCGCCUACACCCUAUUUAAUCGGUGUUCCAACAGCAUUUUAUACUGCACGGAAAAUUUUUCGUAUGCCUAAAGAUGUUUGGUUAGCUGAUUUGGAUACUCGUGAAUUAUCUUAUCCUAUGGUGGUUGAUGAAAUACCAGAGUUACCUGAAAUAGAAAGUAACAUUCUUAUUCAUCAUUUAAAAAAAUUACUUCACGAAUUUUCAAGUUCACCUCAUAUUGAAUUGGAUUUGGAUGAUUCUUCGAAACAUUGGCCUGUUUCUGUCGCACGUACAACUGCAUUUGAGUUAUCGAAAUUUGAUCCUUUAUUGUAUACACUCACAAAAGAUUCUGUUGAUGUCGGUAUACGUGUAUCUAUGAUUCUCUUCUUCAAUACAAACAACAUUCUAGGUGGAUUUACUAAUCAUAUACGUACUUUACGAUUAUUUCCUCGGCCAGUCGUUGCAUUUCAGUAUGAAAGUUUUAUGAAGUCUCGUCCAAAGCCAUGUUUGUUUACUAGCAUGCUUGCAAAAACUCAGGCUGUUGAAUAUUUUGCUGAAUCUUCAAUUUGUGCACUGAAUGAAGCCUAUCAACGUAUCUGUUCAGGAGUUUAUUCCACAGAAUUAAUUGGUGAUAAGUUAUACUGGUAUAAAAAUCAAUUAAAACCAGUCUAUUUUGAUUGUUGUGACAAAUUAAUCGAUUAUGCCAAUGCUACAGCUACUAAUACACCCAUAUCAAACCAAUCAUCUCCCAAGCUCAAGCUAUCCUUAUCAAAUUCCAACCAGUUAAUGUUAUUCCAAGCUUUUGAAUUAGCAAAACGUAUCAUUAAUAGACGAUGUUCUGGUGAUAUAAGUACAGAGAUUGAUACAGAUAGCAUAAAUAAUGAUACGAAUAAUUUAUCGAAUGAUACUCAAACCAAUGAUUUUAUUGGUAUGUUUAAAACCUAUUCCAAUGACUCUGACUCAAAUCAUUCUUAUGAAACCGUUGUGUCAAACCAUACAAUAUCGAAAGAGAUGGAAGAUUGUAUUUCAGUUCAAGCAAAUAAACCAUUGCCUGAUUGUCUAACUGAAUUUUACACUCCACCAACAGAGUUAGUUUAUAGCAAAGAACCUAGUACUACACGUUGUAGUCUAUCAUUGGAAAAUGCCGAAAGUACAUUGUCGAAUUUCUGGAGUCAAUCCACUCUGAUAACGUCCAAUCCCAGGAAUAUUAACGAACAACUGAUAAAUACGAACACUGGAAUACAGUCUUUAGGAGUUCCUAAUUCAGAAAGUGGUACUCUAACUAGAUCGUCAUCAAUUUCAUCGAGACGUUCGACAAACGAUACUUUACAUCUUGUAUCUCGUUUAUCCUCCUCUAUUUUUGUGGGCGAUGGUAAUGAUUCGAAAAAAAGCUCUACAGUAACAUCAAAUAAUUUUGAUGAUGAUAAUUUGAGUUGGGAUACAUCUGUUACUUUAUUAUUUGGUGAUUUGUUAAAAUCAAACCGUCUUCGAAGUUUGGCAUUCAAAGAUGUUCCUCUUUCUGCUUUACAAAUACAUAAAAAACGAUUGGAAAAUGAACGUACAAUCAUUGAUUUGUCAAAAUCCAUUAAACAAGGUCGAAUACCAAAUAUAUUUUCACGUAAUCAAAUUAACACAUUAUUACAAGAUGAGAAUUAUCGAAAUCUAUUAAUUGCUCGUAUAAAUGAUAAUCUCUCAAAAGAUGUCCUACCAAAUCAAUUGCAUAUUGAUGAUGUGCCUAUUCAACAGUGGGAUCAAUAUAAAGCAAUUUUAUGGACGCUUAAACAAAUGAUCAAUGGUUUAGAAUAUAGUUUUCGACCGGAUAUUGUAUUCCCAACUACAAAUCAAUAUGAUCGCAUUACUAGAGAUAAAUCACCAUCGUCAAAUAUUCCAAAUCCAUUGAGUAACACUAGUUGGUUAUCCUAUUCUACUGGCAUUUUGAAAAGUGGUGGUUUGGCUUCAGCGUUUAUGCUUAUGGAAGUUGCACAUACGCACUUCUAUCGGUUGCCUAAUCGAACAGGGCACAUAGAUAAUAAUCAUGAUGAAAAAUUCUUUUGGAAUAGCAUGCCAACUACACCCACAACAGAAUUGAGAUCACCUAUACCAGCAAGAAGAUUAGUUGGUAAUGAUAUUUCUUCAGUUCGAUAUCAAAAUAAUCAAUUAGAUUUAUCGGACUGUGAAUCAUACAGUAGAAAAGGUUCAAAACUAGAGCUAUUUCGUGGUCAUGGUCGUCAUCAAUUCACCAAUGUUAUUGUUACAAUGAGUGAACCAUCAUCAGAUAGAGAAGAUAAUGAACAAAUUCAAUCAAAACCUAUAUUUAAAUCAGAUAGUACUGAUAUUAUUAAACACAAUAUUCAACCAUUGAAUAAUGCAAACAACACUAUCAAUAUUGGUCAUACUGGAAGUUGCCUUACAGUGAAUCGAUAUAAUGAAUGUGAAAAAUUCGAUAAAUUGUUUGCUUCUGAUGCUAAACUACAUGAAUCAAUGAGUAAAUUAAAACCACAUCGUGAUAAUGAGAAUGGCGUCAACGAUGAUGAUAUACCGCCAGAUUAUGUACCGGAAUUGCCUAAUCGUAAAAGUCAACGAAGUUUUGGCUACAGAUAUUACCAAUCACACUUAAUUUUAACGGAUCCAUCAAUCACAUCUAGUUCAUCUGAUGAUACAGACGAUCAGACCACGUGUACAAUAUUUACUUCUUCACCGAAUACAUGCACACCACCAGCAGUUUAUCGUCCUGACUUAAAAUUUCAUUUUAACGAUACUGAAUCAGAAAAUGAAGAUAUAGAUAAUAAACAUCAACAACAAAUAGAGAUAGAACAACGAAGAAAACAAUCAGAAUGUCAUAUGUGUAAACUAACUUUGCUGAUACCAACUCCACCUCCACCAAAUUCAUCAUCAGUCAUGACAGUAUCUCCAUCUAAGAUGAAGAAAGUACCAUGGACUUACUUAUUUGAAGAUAUUUUCGAUACUGAAUGGCAUAAAAGUAAAAUAUUGGGUAAUCUACAAUUUUGGGAAGAUUCCUUUUUAGAUACAGUUGCACAGGAACGAGAUAUACUUGGUAUGGAUUUUCGACCAAAAGAACUUUUAUUAAAAUAUCAAAAUGCUUCUUUAUUGAAACGUAAACAAAUGGAAUUAGAAGAAGAUUGUUUAUUAGUUAAUAUAAUGCAUAAUAUGAUUGCAUUUAUGCUAAUGGCUAAUGUGGAUCGUAUAUCUAUACGUAAAAAAUUACAACGUUUAUUAGCUAAAAGUCAUACAGGUUUACAUUAUUCACGAAAAAUUAAUGAUUUAUUAAAUUCAUUGAAUUAUUUGAAUGGGAAUGAUAUCGAUUUAAAUGUGGCUCAAAGUCGUUUUAUUGUACAACGUUCACAUGAAGCCUAUCGUGGUUCAGAUGAGAGCGGUGAACUAAUAUUUCUUGAAGUUUGUUCUGAUUAUCUAUUAAUUCGUAAUUUAUCUGGACGUAUAUUAGAACGUUUAUGGUAUGAUCAAGUGAUCAAUUUAACGUAUAGAUCACAUACACAUAUAUUAUGCAUUACAAGACAAAUAUUUGAUCAUUCACAAAUGGAUUUAUUUUAUACUCGUAAAUCUCGUUUAGUUUAUCAACAGAUCAAAGAAUCAAUGAAAAAUAUAUCUGUAGAAGCUUCACAUGGAAUAUUAAAUGGUGAUUUGAACGGUGAGAUUAAUGCAACUAAUUUGGACAACAAUCAACCUGGUACUAUUAGUAUCUUACCAGAUGGAUUCGUUAUUAAAUUCGGUGAUGAGCAGAAAUUUAUCAAAUUGCAUAAUAUUAAACGUUGUUGUACAAUAAAAUCAGAAAUAUUUACGAUUGAUGUCUACGAUCAAGAGAAGAAAGCAAUGAUCACUUAUCGAUUUCAAACGGAUAUGACAACUCAUUUAUUUCAAAAUUUUGUAUCACUUUUCUCAAUGUCAUCAUCAUCAUCAUCAUUUAAGUAAUUCAUUUACUCUGGGAGAAUUCAUAUAUAAUCAAAUAAAUCAAUGAUGUCAUAGCAACUAAUCAUAAUACAUUGGGAUACAUACAAAGGAAAUAACAUAUUUUUGUUGUUGUUGUUGUUGCUAGUUAUUGUUCCCAAAUCAAUUCUGUAUGUACAUGUGAUGAAUGUAUUUUAAAUGUUCACCUCCUGUAUUUUAUUCUUGUUCAACAGUGUUAAUUGUCUUCCUUAUAAUAUACACAUUUCAAUAUUCUUUCAUUCUUUGUAGAUGUUGUGAUCAUGAGUAUGUGUGUGUGUGUGUGUGUAUUUCUUCUCUACUUGAUGCUUACAUAACUUACUUUAGAUUGAUUGAGAAGAACAAUAUUGUAUACAUUUUGGUUUCUAUUACAUUUUAUUCUAUGUAUCACAAGUGAAAGUGAUCGAAUUUCCUCUAUUGUAUUUUAUUGUUUCAGUGCCUGUUGUCGUUAUUCAAUUGUAUUGACAAAUGAUUAUCAUUACUUACUUACAUAUGUCUGUUACUCCUCGUGGAGGAGCAUAAACCGCCCAUCAGCAUUCUCCAUUCAAUCCUGUCCUGGACAAUUCUUUUCAGUUCUUUCUAAUUGUUAUUCAUCCUUUUCAUAUGUGCUUUGAUUUCUCGACGUAAUGAUCAUUAAUACAAUCAUUAUUAUAGUUCAGGUUAUCUGUUUAGAAUCAUUUCAAAAGAUACCAUUUCAUUAUAUGUCUUCUUUUAUUCACAAUUAUCUGUAUGAUGUUUCAAAUGUCUUUUUCCUUUUGGCUUCAUUUACUUUAUAUAAGUCAUUAGUUACCUAUUUGAUUAUCAAUGAUCUUUUGUUACUAUAUUUCUAAUUCAUUAUUACUGUGAUAUUUAUAUCCUCUAUCAGUUAGUCUUUCCCUAAUAUCAUUUUCACUAUUAACAAUGAUACAGAUGACCAAUUUCCUUCGUAUUCCCUCCUCCUUUCUCCCUUCUUACGACUCAUUAUUAUCUUUAUAACUGAAGAUGAAAUCUUCAUAUAACUUUCUAGAUUGUUGAUUAUAAAUUUCAUUGUGUUCUUGUCUGUUUACUUCAUUUACAUUCCAUGAGAAAAUGGGUUAUGGUAAGAUUUGUUUAGUUGUAUUUUACAAAAUCUACACUCUAUUAUUAUUCACAUCACUUUGUAUCUGUGUGGUAAUGUUCAUAUAGCAACUUGAACUGAUGUAUUUUGCGUACGUACGAAACUCUACGUUGUUAUUGACUGGCUGACUGACUGAUUGAUUAACAUCAUCUUCACAUACACAUUCCUCGUUGUAUAUGUCAAUUUGUUUGAGAAAUUACUUUUCAUCGGUAUUAUUAUUAUUAUAAUCAGUCGUAAUAUUGCUUAUUUGUUGCAGUUUUCUUAAUGUAAAAAUUUCGAUCAUUUGUUAUAAUACAAUUUGAUUGAACCCAGUUAUUUUCUUACUAAAAAAUAAAGAGGAGACAAUAAAUUGAAUUAGAUUAAAAGAUUAAUUAUAGUGGAUAUUGAGCUAGAAUGAUUAUUUCAAUGGUUGAGGUCAUGUGUCAUUUGAAGCUAGACCACCAUGAAAAACCUGGAAGCACCAGACGACCAUCUCGUGGGACUCCUCAACAGUGCGCAUCCACGACACUGCCACGUGAGAUUUCGACCCAGGACCUAUCGGUCUCGCGCGCGAACGCUUAACCUCCAAACCACUGAGCGGGCAUCCAAUUAUACUAAUGUCUUACUACAACUAAUCCACGAAAUUGAGCGACUCAUCCCUCAUUGUCUUCAGUGAGUUUCUAUCCCACAACAGACCCGGUUGAACGCCACUGCUUCUUAUUAGAAAUCCAGGAAAUGCUACUUGAAGCCAGUCACUAGUGAGCAUAUGUUGAUUCAUAUCAGAAGGGCUUUUUGGAUAUAGUUGAGAUGAUGAGCCAAGACGAAUGGAGUUGCCAUUUCCGAUUUUGUUAUUACAUCGGGUAUAACCAGAGUGUGAUAAAAUGUUUCAAGUAAUUCGAUCUCAGAAAAUACCAAUAAUCCCACCAUGUGUUUGGGGAGUUGUGAAUAUGUGUGGUUAAGUGUACCUAACCCUACUUUUCACACUGUAGUUGCCUCAUACACUCAUUUCAUCUGAACUACAUGUAAUAGUGAUAACCACUAGGUUUCGAACGGGCGUAUAUCUUCAAACUGCAAUACUUCACUGAAUUACUCUUUGACCGACUGUAAUCGUGUAUCAUCUGGUUUUUGUGAACUAACUGAAAGUGUCGGAUCCCUAAUAGUUAUUUGAAUGAAAAUUGACUCAUUGUUUAAACGACAUCUUCACAUAGUGGAUGAUUCAAUACACGGAUUUGCUUUAGAUGCUUAGCAAACACUUGCUGUGACGAAAUCCUUUUUUCGACUCAUAUGUUGAUGGAAGGAAAUAUCCACUGAAACCUCAUUUUAUCGUAGAAAGUCAACGCCUAUUAUGGAAGAAUAGUGGUGUUUGCACGAAACGAUGAUUGAUUGGUUUCUAUACAACCGCUCACUUUAUUCUAACCAUUGCGUUCAGAGUAUUCACCUUUCUUCGUUAUCGAGUUUAGUCACAGCUAACAGAGUGUUC